CUCCUCCUUUCUGCCUGAACCGACAUGCCCAAAGGAAAGAAGGCUAAGGGGAAGAAGGUGGCACCUGCCCCUUCGGUGGCCAAGAAGCAUGAGACCAAGAAAGAAGUCAACCACCUUUCUGAGAAGAAGCCAAAGAACUUUGGCAUUGGCCAGGAUAUUCAGCCCAAGCGUGAUUUGACACGCUUUGUCAAAUGGCCGCGCUACGUUCGCCUACAGAGGCAGCGCUCCAUCUUGUACAAGCGCCUAAAGGUCCCCCCUGCCAUCAACCAGUUCUCUCAGGCUCUCGACCGCCAGACCGCCACACAGCUGUUCAAGCUGGCCCAUAAGUACAGACCAGAGACCAAGCAGGAGAAGAAACAGAGGCUGCUGGCCCGCGCUGAGCAGAAGGCAGCCGGAAAGGGUGAUACACCUACCAAGAGGCCCCCUGUUCUCCGUGCAGGUAUCAACACUGUCACCUCCCUGGUGGAGAGCAAGAAAGCCCAGCUGGUAGUCAUUGCCCACGACGUAGACCCCAUUGAGCUGGUGGUUUUCCUGCCCGCUCUGUGCCGCAAGAUGGGCGUCCCUUACUGCAUCGUGAAGGGCAAAGCUCGCCUGGGCAAGCUGGUGCACAGGAAAACGUGCACCUCCGUGGCCUUCACACAGACCAACCCAGAGGAUAAAGGUGCACUUGCCAAGCUUGUGGAAGCAAUCAAGACCAACUACAACGAAAGAUAUGAAGAGAUCCGUCGUCACUGGGGAGGCAACAUCUUGGGGCCCAAAUCCACUGCUCGCGUCGCCAAGCUGGAGAGGGCAAAGGCCAAGGAGCUGGCAACCAAGCUUGGCUAAAUUGUUUGGAAUAAAAAAAAUAUGUUCUAAAAAAA
Messenger RNA from Entelurus aequoreus (snake pipefish), 860 nucleotides. RefSeq names its product large ribosomal subunit protein eL8. Gene Ontology annotation, biological process: ribosome biogenesis. Gene Ontology annotation, cellular component: ribonucleoprotein complex. The record is from RefSeq and is a predicted model, not a curated record. The transcript is spliced from 8 exons. NCBI's taxonomy places the organism in Eukaryota, Metazoa, Chordata, Actinopteri, Syngnathiformes, Syngnathidae. Bases 25 to 825 code for a protein of 266 amino acids.